UCUUGCAUCCUUUUUGGUGUGGAAAUGUUUCUGAAUGCACUUAGCUAGCUUUUAUGUCAACAACCAAAAAAAAAAACUGUUGGAUGCGGAUCGAAACCGAAUCUUCAAACGGAGAUACGUUAAGGCAGAAAUACUUUACUCAUGCAACGUGCACGCGCAGGCGUGGCUCACGCUCGUUUCCGCCACCCCUCCCCCUAGCCCCUUUCGCGUACACGCGAGGUAAUUCAUUGUAUCGGAUUGAAACGAGGGUUAUCGACGAAGCACCAUUGCCCUGGGAAAACGACUACUAGCCUUCUAAACAACAGGCAUGGCGGCGAUUCGUAAGAAGCUGGUGAUCGUGGGAGAUGGUGCAUGUGGGAAGACCUGUCUGUUGAUAGUCUUCAGUAAAGACCAGUUCCCCGAGGUCUACGUACCCACUGUCUUUGAGAACUAUGUGGCUGACAUCGAGGUGGACAGCAAGCAGGUGGAGCUGGCUCUGUGGGAUACAGCUGGCCAAGAGGACUACGACAGGCUUCGCCCCCUCUCCUACCCCGACACUGACGUCAUCCUCAUGUGCUUCUCCAUUGACAGCCCAGACAGUUUGGAGAACAUUCCAGAGAAAUGGACUCCCGAGGUCAAACACUUCUGUCCCAAUGUUCCCAUCAUCCUCGUAGGCAACAAGAAGGACCUGCGCAAUGAUGAACACACACGCCGCGAGCUGGCCAAGAUGAAACAGGAGCCAGUGAAGCCAGAGGAGGGCCGCGACAUGGCCAACAGGAUUGGAGCGUUCGGCUACAUGGAGUGCUCAGCCAAGUCGAAGGAUGGGGUGCGGGAGGUGUUUGAGAUGGCCACCAGGGCGGCACUACAGGCCCGGAGGGGCAAGAAGAGCAAUAAAUGUCUCCUGCUGUAGAGCGCAUGACAGGACCAUGUACCAGGGGCUCUGGCAAGUGUGUGGUUGGAGAAGCACCCGUUUACAUCCCACCAAAUCCCUGACCCCCCCCCCCACACUCGCUGGCCACUGGAGCUUGUCUCCUUGCUUUGGGAGUUAAUCCCUGAACGUAGAUUUUUUUUUCUAGUUAUAAUUUUUUUUUUUUUUACUCAUUUUUUUAAAAAAAAGUCAUGGAAAACAUUUAUCAGUAUUUAAAUUGGAGGUGAGGGGAGAACCCAGGACUGCUUUUUGUUUUAAAAUGCUUUACCUUGAAAUCUUUCACCUUCCAAAUGCUGUUGUUGGGCCUGUCGGGAGAAGGGCUGGCCUCGGGACUGCCAGUUAAGUGCUCUGCCUGCCUGGACUCUGUGUUGGCUGCUUUCAGUUUGUUUGGAACACAAACAGGGCUGAUAACUGCUUUAAAUUGUAGUCUGUUAUGUACAAAUCAUUCUUAGUUUUUGGAUGUGAAACCGUAAAGUAAGUGUUGAAACAAAUAAACAGGAAAACAUGAUGUAUGCAAAUCUGUAAAUAUAAGGCAUGGGUAUAUUCAUAUGUACACACGUACAUAACUGGAAACUGUAUUUUUAAACUAGCCUUAGUUACAUUGUGUAAUAAAUUACAUUCUUUAACACA
Molecule: messenger RNA, 1537 nt
Organism: Salmo salar (Atlantic salmon)
Lineage: Eukaryota; Metazoa; Chordata; Actinopteri; Salmoniformes; Salmonidae
Gene: rhoab
Product: ras homolog gene family, member Ab
Biological process (GO): small GTPase-mediated signal transduction
Molecular function (GO): GTP binding; GTPase activity
Source: RefSeq, a predicted model, not a curated record